AUGGCCUUGGGGUGGGUGGAGCGGCUGGAGAAGGCCCUGGAGCUCUUCCAGCACCAGCUGGACGAGUGUCGAGGCCAGGAGCUGGCAGAGGAAAAAGUCUGGUACCAGCAGAGGCGGCUGCCGGACGAGCUGGUGCAAGUGAGAGCCCGGCCCUGCGACGUGGCCCUGGAUAGCGAGAGAGCUUGGGGAGAUUACGCCGCCCUGGAGAACGAGCUGCUCACGCUGCGGGAAGCACUGGCUCAGAUCCGACAGCUCGGGCACCCCCAGGAGCAGGGGGCCGCCCAGCAGGAGCUGUGGAUGAUUGAUGACAUCAUUGCGGGGUUGGGAGCCAGCCCCACCCCGUACCCCACCCUGGACCUCAGGACAUGCCAAGGAGGGGGGGGGCCCCUGGGGCAGCCCGGGAGUGUGGGGGGAACCCCUGAGCUGGGGGGCUCAAGGGCCAUAAAGGGGUGUCAUGGGGGGCCCCGCGGACUUGACGGAAGGGGAAAUGGGGAUCCCAAGUCUGAGUCGGGAGGGGAGGGGGUUUGGGGCCGGAGUCCCACUUUUCACCCCCCACCCGCAGAUCCUCCUGAGGAGCAAAUUGACGACGUCACCGCCCAGCAUUUCCGGGCCCUUCUCGACCUCAACCUGGUCGGCUACUUCCUGAUGGCAAAGUCCGCCCUGCCCUCUCUACGGGAGACCCGAGGCAACAUCAUCAACAUCUCCAGUCUCGUGGGCAUCAUCGGACAGAGGCAGGCGGUUCCCUACGUCGCCACCAAGGGUGCGGUGACAGCGAUGACGAAGGCCAUGGCGGUGGACGAGAGCAGAUAUGGGGUGCGAGUUAACAGCAUCUCUCCUGGGAACAUCUGGACCCCCAUGUGGGCGGAAGCAGCUGGACAGACGGCCAGUCCUGGGUUGCUGGGCCGGAUGGGCACUGCCGAGGAGUGUGCCCUGGCCGCGAUCUACCUGGCCGCCGAGGGCACCUUCUGCACCGGGAUCGACCUCCUGUUGAGCGGGGGGGCUGAGCUGGCCUAUGGGCCCAAGAGCUGGCUGGGUGCCAGCUAGGGGGCAGAGGGGAGGCGGAGCAGGGGGGGUAGGACUCCCAGGUUCUCUCCCCUGGUUCUGGCUCUCAGUUUACCCCCCUGGGGAUUGCCCCCUCCCCCCAGGACGGGUUUGAAUGAUUAGGGUUCAAAAUGCUGAGCAUAAACCCAGUAAGCCAGUCCCUCCUCCCCUCCCCUCCCGAACCUGGGGAGAGUCCUGGCUCCACGCUAACCACUAGCCACCACUCCCCUCUCAGAGGUCCAGGCUGUGCCUGCAUAGGUUGCCUUUCUAGUGGGCAAAGAGGGAGCACUCACUCCCCAAGGGGGGCCCGGCUAGUGACAGGAGACCCCAAUCUCCACUGGAGGGGGGUGUGGGCAGCGACCGUAACCCCCAUCUCUGUCCGGGCCCCGGGGCAGUGAGGGGAGACCCCCCCCCCGGUCUCAUGUGGCUAAUACAGAUGCUUUGCCAGCUGA
Molecule: messenger RNA, 1493 nt
Organism: Pelodiscus sinensis (Chinese soft-shelled turtle)
Lineage: Eukaryota; Metazoa; Chordata; Testudines; Trionychidae
Source: RefSeq, a predicted model, not a curated record